Cavia porcellus (domestic guinea pig) is the source of this 5172-nucleotide messenger RNA. It is a transcript of the gene Mafg, whose product is annotated as MAF bZIP transcription factor G. Gene Ontology annotation, molecular function: RNA polymerase II cis-regulatory region sequence-specific DNA binding; DNA-binding transcription factor activity, RNA polymerase II-specific. The record is from RefSeq and is a predicted model, not a curated record. Gene Ontology annotation, cellular component: nucleus. The transcript has 4 exons. Lineage: Eukaryota; Metazoa; Chordata; Mammalia; Rodentia; Caviidae. Gene Ontology annotation, biological process: regulation of epidermal cell differentiation; regulation of transcription by RNA polymerase II. Bases 150 to 878 code for a protein of 242 amino acids.
UAGUUGCGGGCCCGGCGAACCGCUGACUCAUCAGGUGUCGGUCCGCGCCUCCCGAAGCAGAGUCCUGGCCGGCAGGGGCGGCGGCGACGCGGCUCGGCUCCCGCUCGCCACGCGCGCGCGAGCCCAGGGAGACGUGCUGAGUCAUCAGCAUGAGGUCACUCGGUGCUCCUGCAGACGCGGGGCCGGGGCGGGCGAGCGGGCCACUCCGGGGCGGAGGGCAAGAUGCUGGACGCCCCUGCCUCUGUUGCAGUCUUCAGUUCCCCUGCCCCCAUCACAUCUCCCUGACCCCCACUUGGCUGUCUAGGGGCAGGGCUGUGGAGGACCUGAAGAAGAGGCAAGGCCCCAAGGCUGUCCUCAUCAGAGUGUCUGCUCACUGUGCCCCCCGGGUUAUGACGACCCCCAAUAAAGGAAACAAGGCCUUGAAGGUGAAGCGGGAGCCUGGUGAGAAUGGCACCAGCCUGACGGAUGAGGAGCUGGUGACCAUGUCGGUGCGAGAGCUAAAUCAGCACCUGCGGGGCCUGUCCAAGGAGGAGAUCAUCCAGCUGAAGCAGCGCCGGCGCACUCUCAAGAACCGUGGGUACGCAGCCAGCUGCCGUGUCAAACGGGUGACCCAGAAGGAGGAGCUGGAGAAGCAGAAGGCGGAGCUGCAGCAAGAGGUGGAGAAGCUGGCCUCAGAGAAUGCUAGCAUGAAGCUGGAGCUCGACGCCCUGCGUUCCAAGUAUGAGGCCCUGCAGAACUUUGCCAGGACCGUAGCCCGAAGUCCUGUGGCCCCAGCUCGGGGCCCCCUUGCUGCCAGUCUGGGGCCCUUGGUCCCUGGCAAGGUGGCUGCCACCAGUGUCAUCACAAUAGUAAAGUCCAAGACGGACGCCCGGUCUUAGGGAUGUGUGCAAUUGCUGGGCAGUUUUUUGAGGGGCCACUAGGCGCAUGGCAAAGUUGGCAGCCCUGUCCCUCUUCUUCCUCUUUUUCUUCCUCUCCUCCUUGCCCCCAUCCUCCCUUCCCUGCAAAGCACAACCUGCACCCCAGGGGGGCUGGGCUGAGCCCCUUUGAUCUCAUCGUUGUCGUGCGUGUGUUUUGUAUAUUGGGAUUGGUCAGUUUGGCAGUGAUGUUGGGUUGCCCCAAUGCCCUUUGGACUGGGCCAUAUGGGCCAGGAGUCCAGAGUGAGCACUUUGGGAAUGGACGAGGGAGAGACCAAGAGCAAGUGAGCAAAAGUGCUGGGUCUCAGGUCUGUCCUCCUCUCCUGCCUCUCCUGCAAGUCUGCAGGCUCACACAGGCUGCUGGGCUGGGUUGGGACCAGAGGGGUUCUGUCUUCAGACCCAGCCAGACAGCUCAACUCAACCCAGUGGUAAGAGAUGGGCUCUACUCUGAGGAGUGGCAUGCCCUCGAGCGCCCAGGACAGGUGAGCCACCAGCCUGGGCUUUGUGGGCACUGGGGCAGGGGCCACAGCGCUUGGGCCUAAUGUGGUGCACUGAACAAGACCAAAUCACUGGUUGUAUGUGUGGAGGGUGUGUCAGUGUGUCCUGCGAUGGGUCCUGUGUCACUGUUUACAUGACCUAUUUGUGUGGUUAUAUAGCCCUUUAUUUAAAAAGAAAAGUUCCUUUUACGAAGUUAUUAAAUUAUAUGUUUAAGAGCUAAAGAAAAAAAGAGCUGCAGAGUAUUUAUAAAAUUGUCUUUAAAAAAAAAACAACAUUUGACCGUAUAAAUGGAAAAGGGAAGAAAGUAUAAUAGAAAUUUUGUUAGUUAAAAAAAAAAAUCCCUUUCUUGUUAUCUUACAGACAACUCUUUGUGGCUGUUGGAGUUUAGUUUUUAUAUACACAGAGUUAUCAGACAUUAUUUAUAAAACUUAGUUUAAAAAAAGACAAAAAAAAAAAAAAAAAAAAAAGCCAAGCCGCGAGCCAACCGGAGGCACCCUUUGAUAUCUUUUGCAAUUGUACCGAAAGUGACUUACUCUUCUGCCCUUCCUGCUUCCGUCUCUUGCCGGUGCCGUGGUGGUGCCGUGGUGUCGUCCGUGCCUGGUGAGGUUUUGUGCAGCCGUAAAGUGCUGGUGCUUCUGGUGACCUUUGACCUGUGGCUAUCCCUUCCUGUGUGGUCUCCUGUGUUUGUUUUUUGGAUUUGGUUGUAUUUCUUCUGUUGGCUUGCUGGACCUGAGCUGGGCUGGGUCUCAGAUAGCACCUGCUCCAUCAGAAUGUGGGUGAGGGUUCUGUGCCCAGCAGCCCUGCUUCUUCUGCUUUCAGCGUCUGCUUUUUUUCCCAGCUGGUCUGCCAGGGGCCUCUGCUGCUCCUGCCCUGCUGAGCUUUGAUUUCCUGUGUGUGUCUGGAUCUUGGGCUGACCCUGUGGCCGGGUAUGGUGAAACGGGCCAUUUGGGGUCCCCCCACGGCUUCCAUAUCCACCACCUCUAGCCCUGGGUGGUAGUGAUGCAGGGACCAAGGAUUCACUGUGGGUGCCCACAAAGUCAUGGCUAGGCUGUCCCGGGCUGUCUUCCUUCUCUGCCUUGAGCAUGUUCAUACAGGCUUCAUGAGCCACAGGCAGGACCUGUAGGGCCCAUCUUGUGGGUUUCGAGUCCCACCAUUCAUUUAUCCUAAACUGUUUCCAUGCUAUAUGGGGUGUUGCUUCCCAUGAAGAUUGGUCAGGGGCCCCAUUAAGCUCCUUUCUUCCCUCACUGUGAGGUCCUGGGCAGCUUCACCAGUCUCAAACAAGGGCUGUGUCUCUAGAGCUAGUUCUGUUUUUCUCUGCUGGUUCAUGCUAGCAGCUCUUUGCUCUGGGACCUCCUUCUGCCUCCCUUUGGAAUCUGUCUUCCAGGAACCUGCUGCUCAACUUGGAGGUGCUUCCUGCAGAAUUCAAACCCCUUUCCCCAUUCUAGCUCCCUGGUGAAGGCUCCCAGCUUCCUUCCAGGGUUGGCACAGAAAGCUCCUCAUGGGUAUAUGGCCUGGCUGGGUGUCGUUAUGCCCACCGGAAAGAGGCUACAGUCUGGUCUCUAGUCACAUGAGCCUUGGGCUCUUGCCAAAGUUGCUGGCAUCUUCUCUGGGGGCCUUGGACUCUGAAAAACACAGAAGUAUGGGCUGGUGAGAGAAAAGGCUAUAGCUUGACAGGGCUGUCACUGUGGACAGCAAGAUUUUUUAGAGUCUGACCUGCCUGUGAUAGGAGCCGAGUAUCUCCUGGCCAUUGUGCCUUGACAGGCUCCUUUGCUCAAGGUAAUUAGAUGUUCCCAUUGGUAUCUGAGGCCACUGCAAGGGAAACUGUGUCUGUCAGUAUCACCCUUUACUCCAUGGUGUCAUUUAAGUGGGGUCCGGAUGUGAGUUGCCAGCUUUGGCUGUGUAGCAGUAGAGAGCAGGAAUGGAUCAUGCUUAUCCCUAAAGUGGAGUGGGGAGCACCACUGGACUUGGCAGGGCGGUGGUGCCUCAGUGAGUGUGCCCUCCAGGUGCAGAGUACACAGGGAGUGUGCUAGUGACAGAGGAGGCUAGAACUGGCUGUGUGUUGACAAGUGUGGGGGUUGGUUAAAGUUUACAGAAUCUUCUCUAGAUGAUUGGGCGAUGCUUCUUUUCAUGGUUUUUGAAUUUGGAGCAGCUGUUCCUUGGGUUGGGGCAUAUACUGGCUCCUUGUCAAAGCUGCCCUGCAGGGCCACUUCACCUCUUUGCUGCCAUCUUUAUUUAUUGACAGUAGAUCGUGUGGCCACAUCUGACUGUUAGCUGAUCCCUGUUAAUUCCAUUUUCCUGCUGUAAGGGUAUCAUGAUCGUCUACUUCCAUCUCUCAACUUUUCUGACACAGCGAAUUGAGGGCUUUGGUCAAGACCAGGUCUCCCAAACAUGUCCGCUAAGUAAUUCAUAAUGUGCGUCUUCCCUUCCACCUUGAUUUUUUUGCCCCUUAUCCUCCUCUCUUAUCUUGAAAUGUACACUCAGAUUUCAUAGGAAAAAUCUAGGGUGAACAGGUCAGCUCUUGCCAAAGAGUAUGGCCCCAGGGCACCCUCGCUGUGGUCCCUGCCUGCUGCUCCAGGGUGGCGCUGCCAUUAGUUCAGGUGCUCUGUGGCUGCUGUGUUGUGUGCAGAGUUUUCUGCCAGCACCAGGCCUCCUGUAGGCUGCCCUUGGUCUGCUCUUGAGGGCCGUGUGCUCACCUGUGACUGUCAGCAGUAGCCUCAGUGGCCAGUGCCUGGGCUUACAGCUCUGAUAAGCUACAGCAGCCACAUCCCUGCUCCCUUCCUUUCCGGAGUGGCCACUUGGCCAAAACUCCUGUCCAUACCUGGGAAACCUGAGCCACAGCCUGCUUCACCAUUUCCGCUCUGGGAUCUUGAGAGUUACUUUUUUAGGCUGUGGUUUGGUGAAAGGAACCAACACAUUAACGACUUUCCCCCCAGAAGCCACUGAAUAAUUUUUCUUGGCAUGUUUUUGCUUUCCUGUUGGGUUUUGGAGCACUUGUGGAGAGCAGGGGACGUAAUCAGUGGCACACAGAGGUAAAGGUGUGCCCAAGCUUCCCAUGGCCGGCCCUCCUUCUGCCAUGCAAGACCUGGGCAUGCACUGUACCUUCUGGGCCCUCAGCGUUUCUGCUGCACCCUCAAUAACCAUUUUGGUACAAGGGUGCCUCCAGUCUGAAAGGGAGUAUAAAUAUCCCAGUGCGCUGUGAGACCUCCCUAUUUUUGGUGACCAUAGUUGGGUUCUAAACCCCACCAGCAGCCUCAUGUCCCAGCCCUGUCCUUCCUCCUGUUCCCUCCAUCUGCUAGUUCCUGAAGCCUUUAACCAAAUGGGAGUGGGUACAGAAAGCCUUCUCCUGGCAACUUAGGGCAACAGGACAAGGGCUAUCCUGUCCCACUCUGUUGGUCUCUUUCUGUUGAAGUGUGUCCAAGCAGAGUUCAGCUGAGGGCUGAGCCAGGGAAGCCUGAGAUCUUUAGGGCUGGGGUGGGGAAAUUCUUGAAGAUCUGAGUGAGGCGUGGUGGGCUCUGGCUGUGAGGGGUGAAGCCUGGGACCCCCGCACCAGUGUAAGAUGGCCAAGGGCCUGGCCUUGAGCGGCAGCCACCUAGCUGCCCACCUGUGCCCUGCGCAGUAUUUAUUGCUAAAUUAUUGUCCAGGAGGGCCAGCGCUCGGUCUGACCCUCCCCCCGGGUAUUUAUUGCUGUAUAUAGUGUAUGUUUGUGAUAUAUAAGGUUUUCUUUAUUUUGUAUAUGAUCAAUAAACGCCUUUUAAACAUC